Messenger RNA from Drosophila santomea, 6429 nucleotides. It is a transcript of the gene Mur89F, whose product is annotated as serine-rich adhesin for platelets. Gene Ontology annotation, molecular function: chitin binding. The transcript has 4 exons. The record is from RefSeq and is a predicted model, not a curated record. Bases 1 to 6429 code for a protein of 2142 amino acids. NCBI's taxonomy places the organism in Eukaryota, Metazoa, Arthropoda, Insecta, Diptera, Drosophilidae. Gene Ontology annotation, cellular component: extracellular region.
AUGGCGCCAAAGACGCCGCCAUUUUCACAGCUCGACAAAAUGGCGACAAGGACAUCCACAUCUACAUCCAGUUGGCUCUGCCGCCUGCUGCUAUUCGGCUUUUGCAUUGGCGCCGCCGCCGCCCGAGACAUUCGAUCGCCGAUGGACCAGACAGACGUGGCCUUCUACUGCCCUGGAGAGGGUCUGUUUGCGGACGACUACGAUUGCCGGAUUUAUUACCGCUGUGAGCGGCGUUCGGGGCAAUACAUCCAACCCUACCUCCUGGCCUGUCCAGAGGACGCGGUCUUCUCCCGCACCCUGCGCAUGUGUCUGCCACCAGCGAUGGCUGGGCGGGAUGAGUGCGUUGACCAGGCGAACGAGGUGAACGAGGUGGACGGCGGCAGCAUGGAGAAGUGGGAGCAGGACGACUACGGACAGGAUGACCAUAAUGCGAUGCUUAACCUGGCCGUCACACCUGCGGCCAAUGAGCUGCGAACAUAUGCGUCGACCCACCGUCUGCCCACAAAUUACGGUCUGGCUGGUCUCAAUGGUGUCUCUGUCAUAUCCUUCUCCAGCUCCUCAUCCCUGCGCGCCGUUGGAUCAGCGGAGGAGGAUGGCAUAAUAUGCCGGGAUGAUGGCUUCAUGACCGAUCCCAGCGACUGCACCGUGUUUUAUCGCUGCAUCUCGAACGGCCGAGGCUAUAACAAAAUCGGCUUCCGUUGCUCAGAUGGCACGGCGUGGGACGAGUCCCUUCAGUCCUGUAACCAUAUGUUUGACGUACGUGCCAACGGAGGAUGCCGCAAUCAAGCUGCUCCACAGAACGAUGCUUAUUAUGCCGGCCAAACGUCAACACAGUCGUCGCAGACCAGUUACCAGAACUCUACCGCCAGCAGUCAGCAGAGCUCGUCCACCAGUUCCUCGAACUCCUCUCAAAGCUCCAGUUCCACAUCCAGUUCGACAUCCAAUUCCAGCUCAAGCCAAGAGUCCUCUACGUCCAGCAGCAGUCAUCAGUCGUCCAGCUCCACGUCCAGCAACAAUCAGGAAUCCAGUUCGGAGUCCAGCAAUAGCCAGGAGUCUAGUUCGGGAUCUAGCAACAAUCAGGAGUCUAGUUCGGGAUCUAGCAACAAUCAGGAAUCUAGCUCCACAUCCAGCAGCAAUCAAGGCUCAAGCGCUCAAAACGCUGGCAGCAACCAAAACCAAAGCACCGGCAGCAGUCAAAGUUCCGGAAGUAGCCAAUCCUCAAACAGUAACCAGAGCUCCAGCAACAAUCAGAACCAAAGCUCUCAAAAUUCUGGCAGCAACCAAAGCUCCGGCAGCAGCCAAAAUUCGGGCAGCAACCAAAACUCGGGCAGCAACCAAUCCUCUAGCAACAAUCAAAACUCCAGCAACAAUCAGAGCUCUGGAAGCAGCCAGUCCUCCAGUAACAAUCAGAGCUCCAACAACAAUCAAUCUUCCGGCUCCAACAGCAAUCAGAGUUCUUCAAGCAGCCAAAACACCAGUGGAUCCAAUAAACCCGUGCCCACCGAGUGCGAGGAUGAAAACACUUAUAUCCCUGAUAAAGAGGACUGUGCUAAAUUCUACAGAUGCCGCCAAGAUAAGGACGGAAAAUUAGAGCAAGUGCCGUUCACCUGUGGUCCCGGUACCGUUUGGAACCAAGUGGAUAAGGUCUGCGAUCUACCCACCGAGGAUCAAAAGAAGAAAUGCAACAUUCAAUCGGGCUCGUCAAGUGGUAGUAACAACUCUGGACAGCAAUCUAGUGGAAGCUCCUCCAACAACCAGGGCUCUUCUAGCAAUCAAUCUUCCAGCAACCAGAGCUCAUCUAACAAUCAAGGCUCGUCAAACAAUCAAGGCUCCUCUAGCAAUCAAUCUUCCAGCAACCAGAGCUCAUCCAGCAAUCAAGGAACGUCUAGCAAUCAAGGCUCGUCAAGCAAUCAAGGGUCUUCCAACAAUCAAUCCUCAAGCAACCAGAGCUCAUCCAACAAUCAAGGCUCUUCUAGCAAUCAAGGCUCUUCUAGCAAUCAAUCUUCCGGCAACCAGAGCUCAUCUAACAAUCAAGGCUCUUCUAGCAAUCAAUCUUCCAGCAAUCAAGGCUCGUCCAGCAACCAAUCAUCCAAUCAAGAAAGCAGCCAAGGAUCAUCGAACAAUCAGUCCUCCAAUCAAGGCUCAUCUUCAUCGUCCACAUCCAGCAAUCAGAGCUCCUCAAGCACAAACAGUAAUUCUACGAGCACUCAAAUAAAGCCAUCCAAUCCCGAUGGAGAUUGCCAAGAUACGGAAACAUAUUUGCCCGAUAAGAAAGACUGUGCCCGAUUCUAUCGCUGCGUAGAGAACGGCAGCGGUGGCUUCAAUAAAGUUCCGUUCGACUGCUCCCCUGGAACGGUCUGGGAUCCUGAUACGAAGGGAUGCAACCAUCCAACGGAUGUGCAAAAGGAGCAAUGCAAGGCUAUGGCCAAUGGUAGCGGAUCAUCAACCAACCAGGGAUCUUCUUCCAAUCAGGGUUCCUCUUCCAACCAGGGAUCAUCCUCCAACCAGGGGUCUUCUUCUAACCAGGGAUCAUCUUCCAACCAGGGAUCAUCAUCUAACCAAGGAUCAUCUUCCAACCAGGGAUCGUCCUCUAACCAAGGAUCAUCCUCAAGCCAGGGGUCUUCCUCCAACCAGGGAUCAUCAUCCAAUCAGGGUUCCUCUUCUAAUCAGGGAUCAUCUUCGAACCAAGGAUCCUCCUCCAACCAAGGAUCGUCCUCCAACCAAGAAUCGUCUUCCAACCAAGGAUCUUCUUCCAAUCAGGGAUCCUCUUCUAACCAGGGAUCAUCUUCCAAUCAGGGGUCCUCUUCUAACCAGGGAUCAUCUUCCAACCAAGGAUCAUCCUCAAAUCAGAGUUCCUCCUCUAACCAGGGAUCAUCAUCAAACCAGGGAUCUUCCUCUAACCAGGGAUCUUCUUCCAACCAGGGAUCAUCUUCCAAUCAGGGAUCAUCCUCAAAUCAAUCUUCUUCGUCUAACCAGUCAUCGUCGAAUCAAUCCUCCUCCAAUCAAUCGUCGUCGUCUAACCAGACAUCAUCAUCUACUACUGAAGGAGCUUCAUCAUCCACCACACAAAAACCCUUUAAGCCGGCAGAGAAAUGUGAGAGUGAGGAAACUUUCCUGGCUGACAACGAGAACUGCUCCAAGUUUUAUCGAUGCGUGGGUAAUGGUAAGGGCGGUUUUUCCAAAGUAUCAUUCACCUGCCCACCAAACACUCUAUGGGAUCCUGAGGCCAACAGCUGCAACCAUCCUGAUCAGAUCCAGACCAAGCCGCUUAAAUGCAAGAAGGUGGUGAAUCAAGAUGGAAGUUCGUCUAACAGCACCAGCAGCUCCUCGACUAGCUCCUCUGCGAACCAAGGAUCAUCUUCCAACCAGGGAUCGUCAUCUAACCAAGGAUCAUCUUCCAGUACAUCCUCCAGCAGUGGCUCCUCCUCCAAUACGGGUACGGGUUCAACCUCAAACAGUGGUGCCUCUUCCAACGGUGGCUCAUCGAAUCAAGGCUCCUCCUCCAAUAGUGGCUCCUCUUCUGGUUCAAACUCGUCUGGAAAUGGAUCCUCAUCUUCGUCAUCAUCAUCAUCAAGCAAUAACAAUAAUCAAGGUUCAUCCUCAUCGUCCUCCAGUUCAUCCACCUCUAGCAGCAGCUCGUCUUCAUCCAAACCAAAUCCUUCUGAAACCUGCAAGGUUAAUGGACAAUUUAUUGGCGAUCGUACGGACUGUGCCAAGUUCUAUCGCUGCGUCGAUAAUGACAGAGGUGGCUUCAGUAUGGUACCCUUCAGCUGCGGUCCUGGCACUGUUUGGGAUGCCGAACUGCAGGCCUGCAACCAUGCGUGGGCAGUAAAGGAAUGCGGUGGUAUUGCUCCACCUACAACUUCCACUCCGACGACCUCCAGGCCCACAACCGCAAGCACUUCCAGACCUUCUGACCCAUCGUCUACAUCGGGACCUGCAGGUCCGCCAACUACCUCACGUCCAGUGACUGCCAGACCAACCACAACCACAAUUAAUUCUUCAUCUACAGCUUCACCCACUGAAACAACAUCUGCUGUUACUCAGUUACCCAAUACGGAUGGCAAAUGUAGGUCGGAGGGCUUUAUGGCUGACCCCAGUAACUGCUCCAAAUUCUACCGCUGCGUAAGGAACAACAAAGGCGGCUUUACCCCAAUUCCAUUCCAAUGUGGAUCUGGUACCGUUUGGGAUCAGGAUCUGCAGACUUGCAACCACAAUUUCAACAAUUGCAAUACUGGCACUGAAAGUACCACCUCAAAACCACCUUGUGAGCCAGCAACAAAUGGAACAUCGACCACGUCCUCGACCUCCACACCUCCACCCACCACGACUAAUUUACCACCCACUUCAACAACUCCUACUACAACCACCGAAAUUCCACCUACUACUACAACUAGGUUGCCUCCUACUACAACAACUGGCUUACCUCCGACAACAACAACUGGGUUACCACCGACUACAACUGGCUUACCUCCCACUACAACUGACUUACCUCCGACUACAACAACUGGACUACCCCCCACUACGACCACAGGAGCUGCAACCCCUACAACAACAAUUAUUCCGGAACCUCAAACGUCAACCGUAACUUCAAGCCCGGAAAUCACCACUCAACCACCGUCUACAACCACUAUGAAACCACUGCCAGCGGGCACGGAAUGCACAGGUGAGGGUUACAUGGCCGAUCCCGAAGAUUGCAGGAAAUACUACCGAUGCAUCAGUGCUGGAGCCUCCUACAGGAAGUACAAUUUCACAUGUCCCAAGGGUACGGGGUGGAACGAAGAUGUUCAGACCUGUGACUACAUGGAGAAUAUACCGAGGUGCUCGAAGUUACCCGCUGAACCAAUAACCACAACCCCAAGUGAAGAGGCCAAGGAUCCCGGAAGCACCACUCCACAGUCAACGGAUGAGCCCACCACAGUGACAAAACCCAUAACAAAACCCACUGAAGAACCUUCAACAGAAAAGCCGCAGAAACCGACGACUGAAUAUCCGGAAAAGCCAACUACCACUCCAGAGAAGCCCCUGAAACCCACUACAACCGAGUAUCCUCAAAAGCCGACCACUCAAGAACCCACCACCACAAGUAUUCCGGGCUACAAUCCAACAACCACGUCCGUUCCGGGCUAUAACCCAACAACCACACCUGUUCCGGUAGAAACUACAACCGCUACUCCGGGCUAUAAGCCAACAACCACCAGCGAACCUAUUACCACGACCACAUUACCUCCUACAACCACCGACGCCAUUCAAGAGCCCACAACCUCAGCAAAACCUGAACCCACUACAACCACGGAGAGUCCAACAUCCACCACAUCUGAAGGUUCAGUAACCACUCUUCUGCCGGAACCACAGCAUAACUAUAACUGCUCAUCGGAGGGAUUCUUCCCAGAUCCCGAGGACUGCAGUCGCUAUUACCGUUGUGUAGAUGCGUCCAAAAACGGCAAGUAUCAGGUUUAUGCCUUCAAGUGCGGUAAGGGAACUGUUUGGGACACGUCCACCGAAACCUGCAAUUACGCCGAUCAGGUGUCUGGCAAUUGCUCCUCUGGACAAACGACCACGCCAGGAACUACUACGGAGCCUGGUACGACGGAGAGUACAACCAGCUCUGGGAAACCAGAAACCACUUCGCGGGCCCCAGAAACAACCACAACGGGAGCUCCUGAGACCACCACCACAUCAUCUCCUGAGACCACCACCACAUCAUCUCCUGAGACCACCACCACUACUUCUGGCGCAACCACCACUGCAACACCUGAAACCACUACUACAUCACCCAAGCCAGAAACUACGACCAUAUCUGGGGAAGAAUCCACAACGACGCAGUCCCCUACCACCACAGAGAAUCCUACUCCCGGUACCAACACCUCCGCUCCCUGCCCCGAAACCGGUCCAGGACAGAAUGUGUACGUCUGCCCCACUGGAUUCCGUCGGCAUCCGGAGAAGUGCGGCAUGUUCUAUCAGUGCAGUGAAAGUGCCGAUAGUAACGACCUCAACAUCGUAGUGUUCCAAUGCCCCAAUGGAACCGUCUACCAAGACAAGUCCUGCAGCUGUGGCAAGCCUCCGGCGGGUGACAAGUGCUCCAAGGAUAUGAAGAGGACCACCAACUUGUUUGACGAGGAAACAAGACUUCAGAAUGUGGUACAAAUCAGCACGACGGAUCCCCUCUGCCCGGAUGAGGGUCACUUUGCGCUGAACAACGACCAGUGCGGCCAGCUGUUCGUCAAGUGCGGAUUCUCGGAGCUGACGGGUCGCAUCGAGGGACAGAUCAACCGCUGUCCACAAGGAUUUGCCUACUGGAACGUGAGCCGGCGAUGCGAGCACGCCCGCAAGCUGCCCAACUGCACCCCCACCACCUACAAUGUGGGCGGAAACGUGCCGCUGGAGUGGCUGAACAUUGGCCAUAGACGCCGCAGCAUGCGCAUUUAA